Motacilla alba alba is the source of this 10300-nucleotide messenger RNA. Its product is annotated as KIAA1210 ortholog. Bases 5221 to 8241 code for a protein of 1006 amino acids. The record is from RefSeq and is a predicted model, not a curated record. NCBI's taxonomy places the organism in Eukaryota, Metazoa, Chordata, Aves, Passeriformes, Motacillidae. The transcript has 13 exons.
GCAAGGUGUGAGAGCUGGGAGCAGAUCUCUCCAUGUGGAUGGUUGUUUGCUCUGAUAUCUUGUCAAGGUUAGGAGCUGAAUGUUGUCUGUUACUAUGGGGAAUGAUGACCCCCUGCUUGAUUCUGAGAGAAUCUUUUAUUGAUAUUAAAUACUAUCUAGAUGCUUAUCCAGACUUCCUGCUGUAUUUAUUAUUUGUGAUCCUUGGAAAAGGACCUUAAACUUUCUUGAACUAUCCCUCCUUCAGUGAAAAUUACAAGAUCAAUAUUCUUUAUAAACUCUUCCCCUCCCCAUUACCAGUGGAGAAAGUAGCAAGAAUCCUGGUGUAAACUGCUGUUUGUGCUAUUCUUUUACACCUACAUUAAACAGUCAUGGGAGGGACCCCAUGGGAGAUACCAGCUAGGGGCUGGCAAAAAACCCUGGGAAUUCCAUCCUAAAACACUACCUCUAGAAGAGCACAAUGGGAUCAGCUGUACAAGGUCAGAUCCUGGUUCCCCCUCUCAUGUUGGAUUGUACCCUGUUUCAACAAAGCUGUUUUGUUGAAUCCCACACUGUUCAGCAUAAUUCUGUGACCGUGGGCCUUGAAGUGCAGGUCACUCAUCUCAUGGAGAGCAAAGGGAGCUUUGGUUGCUGAGUUUCUGAUAUGUUCCAAGGAUGUGAAAAUUGAAUAGAAAUCUUGCUGGCUUUGCUAUUGCUGUGAUUGACUCUGAAAUCCUGUUCAGUGAAGUUGCAGAGGGUAAACUUUACUGCGCUUGGCUGUUAUUGGAUUAAUGAGUUCACUGAUAGCUUCUUGGGCUCCCAGAGAGGAAAGCCAUCAACCACAUUUUGUCAGAACAAAGUCCUCUAAUGUGCUUUAAUAAGAGAGAAGAAAAUUAACCUCUCAUUCACCUUUUACUGCAGAAUGUAAUCUGAACAAUAACACUGCAUUCUGUGUUUUUGUGAACCUUGGUUUUCAGGAGAAAUGGAGGGGCUUUCUCUGAGGUCCUGCAGUAUCUUGAUGUGUGUUCUGGGGGAGGCUGGCUGCAGGGUGGUGACCUGGAGGACCAGAUGGGGUCCACAGGCUCCAUUUUCCUGUGCUGAUGCAUCUUGCUGUGCAAAGUGUGUGUCCUGAAAUCUGGAGCAUAAGCUUGAUUUCAAAUAAUUUUUGUGGCAUGGAGGAAAUUGAUCUUUAAAAGCUCCAGGCAAAAAUUUCACCUCUUUCUCUUGGCUGCUUGCCACUGUCUGUUUUCUAUAGGCCAGGAAGAUGCUAACUGAAUGCAGUGCCUUGCAUUCUUGAGGCUUUAUUUCCUCAAGCAUUUAUUUGAUAAGAAAGAGGCUGUUCAGGGUUCAGCAUCUCCUUUGAUCUCACUGUCAUAAGGCCUUCUGGAAUGCUUCUGCAGGACCAUGGGCUGAAGCUGAAGAAGCACUGAAGGUGGGCUAGGAGCUUGCUUUGCUGUGCAGUUUCCAAGUCUUCUGCUCCACUGGAGAGCCAGCAAGGAGGCUGUGUCCCUUUCCUGAGGCUGAGCAGAGAGCAUUUCUCUUGGACCUUUGCUGAAUGCAGGAAACUUGAGUCCUGUACAAAGCUAACUUCCCAGGAGUCCUUAAAUACACAAACCAAGCAGUGAAAGGGAAUUGUCUUUUAUUCAUUUAGCAUUCUCCCACCCCUCUACCCCCCAUGUAUAUAUUAAGUCAUGUGUUCAGCUCAGCAAAGCAAAUGGUCAGAACACCAUCCUGGAACUUUAUUUCUUUUGCCCUAUCCCUGCCCUCCCCUAGAGUACUCCAAAUAUUUGUCCAGUUGGUUCAGUUUGCAAAGGGGAGACAAGGACAUUUCUCCUGUUCCUGGAGAUUUCUUAUUACUUUUCAGACUCAUUAGUUCCUGUAAUGAGUUGAAGAGCUCCCAGUGAAUGCAGCACAGUGGGGUUAUCAAUGGAAAUGUUAUGUGGGAUAGCAGAGAGAGCCUAGAUCUAAACAUCAAACCAAGUGAGGGUAGUGGUGACUGCUAAGUUCCAUUCUGUUUUGAAGGUAAAGCAAAUCCUGCAAGUUUGUAGGAGUUUAAUUGCUUUAAAAUAUACCCUGGCAAUGUGAAUGGGGUCUAAUAAUGUCAGUAUUAUUUUUGUGAUUGCAUCUACAUAGGAAGCCACUCUUUGCAAGUAAUUAAUUAAUUCACAUUUGUGGUAAUCCAGCCCAUCAUGCUGUGCAGGGAGAGGCAAAUGCUGUGCUUUUGGUAAACUUUCAGUCUUUUCCAUGGCCCUGCAUAGGAAUUGAUGCCGUGGAUUUACUGGCCUUGGCUGAGUCUGGAUUUUGAGGGGUGUGGGAGAUUCAACACCUUGUGUGCCCUGUACGUCUGCAGCAGGAGGUCUGUGCACAUGCAGGGAUUGCAAAUGCUGUUUGAGAGAGGAUUAAGAACAUAUUAGAAAGCUGUAGACUGGGGAAAUGCACCCACUGUUCCACUUCUAGUGAGAAGCAAACAGUAACUGUGACUUGGCAGCUCUCCUGUCUGGGCUGGCCGUGUCUGUCCCUGCUCCCACCCCGAGGAGAAGUGUCCUGCAUCCCUCUGCAAGCAUCUUCUCCAGCUGUCCUGGAGCACCUCAAGAGUAUCAGAGAUACUGCUCUAAAGGGCCAUUCAUUUAACCUGGUAUUUUUAUCGCUGCAAAUCAAUACACAGGCUGUAUUUGUUUAAAACUUUGUCUCUAAUGGUGUAAUGCUCUGGGAGAGCUCACAGGGGGUUAGUACAGCUGAUUGCACUGGAUGUGCAUGGUAUUGAUACAUCCUGACACUGUGUCUGUCUGCUGUUAUUAAGGCCUGGAAGUGGUGAAUGUCUGGAGGUUCGAUUGGUUAAUGCCUGUGCACUCACAUGUAUUUGUAUUGAUGGGGUUUUGUCCUUUUUUCUCUAUUACACUGACCUCCAGGCUAGGGUUUGUGGCUCAGAACAUUUGCUAACUGUUCUCUGUAAAGUGCAACUCACUGCCACCAGAAUUUGAAGUCUAAAUGCCGUCUAAUUGCUAAAUGCCAUCUAACUUUCCUCCAGGUAUGUCAUCAGGUUUUUAAUGAUGGAACCUCCACUUUGCUGGUGGAAUAUAUACAUCAUAUAUUAUAUGGGUUUUUUCCCUGUAAUUCAGCUACUUCAGCUAACUCAAAGCUUGAGAAAAUCUGUCAUGUUCAGUUCACUGGAAAAAGAUGAUGAGGUCCUAAGUGGGGCACCCUUGUAGUUGACAUUUGAGCUCCAUGUGCCCCAGAGAACUCAACUAUAAAAUUGAGUUAAUGCUGGAGCUGAUUUGACUGUGAAGAAACUGCCUCAGAGCUGAACUGCUUUGCAGUUGUAGCUCCACUUGUAUAAAAGAUACACCAGUUAGAAAUAUAUGCUUGCAGUUACAAUAAACACUGCAGUCAAAAUAUCUUCAAAGGCUGGAAGGAUUCUGAGUGAGCAGCUGAGAUGAUUGAGUUAAAUAAAUGCUGAACUGAUGCAAACAAAGCUGGAUCUGAAAGCAUCAAUAUUUAUCUUGCUUUGGUUCAACUGAAGGUGGGAAAAGCAGAAGUUGGAGGUCUAGAUGAGCCAAAUUCCAGGUCCACUCAGAUUCUGUGAAAAUAGACUCAAGUCUGGAGACUUGUCAGUUUGUCCUUGUAAAUUUGUUGAAUGCUUUCUCAAUAUUUUAUUUCAAAUGCAUUUCCCUUUACCUUAGAAAAAUCUAACACAGCAUGCAUGGUGUAUAAAGUUGAGAGGAAAAAUUGGAACCAAAUUUCUUUUUAAUAUAAAGAAAGAGUCUAUAAGAAACUCUACUGAUGACUGCUUUAAAGAAAGUAUGCAGGAAACGCAAACAUUUUCAUAGAUAAUUGAUGAGACAAGGGGAAAAAAGGAUGAAUGGUUAUGAUCAUCCUGAAGGAAACUUAGAAAUCUUAUUUUUUUAUUGUCAGUAUUGUCUGACAAUUGUUUCAAGAACAACCUCAGUGCAUUUCAGUUAGGAAAGGUGUAAUCAGUCCUGGUUGUUGCAAUGACUUUUUCAUUGGUUUUUAACAAGCAGAAGUGAGAUUAUUUGGAACUAGAUUGUGUUGAUGUUCUCCUGUGCCCAGUGCUUCCAGGGGAUCUGUUUGACUGCACUUCUCUUUUAUACCUCCCCAAUUCCUCCCCAGAGUUCAGCAGCUUUACAGUUUCCACAUCUGUGUGGUGAGUGCAGGGAAUGCUUAAUUCCAUGGCCUGUUUUGUCACAGGAGCCCUGCCUGUUUUACCUCCAUGAGCUGCUCCUUUCUUUCCUCCGGCAGACUCCUCUGCCUCUGAGCUUGUGCACCUCCUCUUUUAAGGCUGUCUGAGAAUGUGGGCUCAUAGAAAGGUCCCAGUGCUUUUGGGCAUGACAGAUUUUAGAGUACGUGGGUGAUGCAGAAGAAAUGGAAAAGUUUAGUGAUUGGCCAGGUGGUACAGAAUCACAGUCUUGUUUGCUGUUGAGAUACUUGGCUGCAUUGUUACAGCACUUCAAUGUGGAAAAUUGUUAGGUGUGAUCUAUGCAGAAAAGAGAGCAGGAUUUGGUUUUAAAGAUUCUUACUCUUUGAGUCCUGACAGCAUAUGGGAACCUCUACUUACAUAAAAAGCUCACUGAGGUACCUUCCAUGACAAAGGACAGUGUUCAGGAGCUGCCCUGCUAAACUGUCACAUUUCCAUUGUUGCUUGACAUUUGUACCGUAGCUCCUGUGGUCUGCUGCUCCAUUCCUUUGUCUGUGACAGACACUCAUUUGGAAAAUACAAAGUGGAGCCAGUUACCACUGAAUGAUCUUAAAACUAGGCUGAACUUCUGUUUUCAUCAGGGAGGAAGAUGAUGCCAUCAGCUAAUUUGGUUGAUCAAUAGCCCUGCUGGCUCUGGUUUCAGAGCUUGUGGUUAAAAGCCGAUUGCACUGGAUCCAAAAUAAAUUUGAUCUAUUGGUUUCCACAAAUGUAGCAUAGCCUGGAAUGAUGUUUCAGUGCUGAUGCUUAACUGGUUUUAAUAAUGAUGACAGACUAGACUGGUGCCUGCUGUGAGGACACUGUAAUGCAUGAACCCUGGGCAGCUGAGCACUUGUGUUUUUUACAGUAGUGUGGAGCUGUCACUCCCUAGCAAAGGUCCAUUAUUCUAAGACUGGGAAGCAUUACAGUGUUUGCUGAGCAAGUGUAAUGACAUCUUUCCUGAAAGCAAGCUGUGAUUCUGGUCUCUUAGCAAGACAGAGAUGCUGGCAAUGAUUAGACUGGAUUGUUAGCUGUGGCUAAAGAAUGACUAUAUAAUGGCUACAAGCCCCACAGAGGUCACACAGUCACCUGGGGACACGGUUGAAGAGUGCACAGGAAAGAAAAAAUCCAAAUUCCAGACUUUCAAGAACUUCUUUGCCAAGAAGAAAAGGAAAGAACCUCCACCUCCCAGGGGAGAGAGUAAUUUAAAACCUUGCCAGUCCAGCAGCGAUGUCAGCAUCGCUGUGCUCAACACUGCUGCACUUCAUUCACCGGGGGAGGCUGGUAAAAUUGUGUCUUGCCCACAUGGAGUACCUCUUGUGCUGGAAAGGACUAUAAAAUCAAACACAAAAGGAUGGGAUGGCCUCAUUAAUGAAGAAAUAAGGCCCAAGGGUAGCAUGGGAAACAAAGCCUUGUCCCAUGACAGUGUCUUCAUUUUGGAGUCUGCACCAGGAAAUGUGACAGGUGAUGUCUUGUCUCAGGAAAACAGACCUGGAAGAGUGAAAACUUUGCAGCUUCAGUUGCAGCAGAAUGUCAAACUUGGUUCACCUCCUCUUGUUAUAACUGGGAAAAAAUUGGAAGAUGCAGGUGCUGUUUCUGAAGAUGAUGGCUUACCUAGAAGCCCUCCUGAAAUUUCAACCCUUCAUGAAGUUCUGACAGAUUCGCCAAACAAGUCCUCCAACCCUGUUCAGCGUCAUAGCUCUUUGAGUUUAGGUGGCACAGACAGUGAAGAUGAACAGAUACCUUCUGGAGCUUCCUCCAGGCCCAUCAGUCCUUCAUCCUCUGCCACCCAGGGGACCCCCAUUUCACGAGGCAGCAGCUUCCUUCCUGUUGAUUUUACCAUCCCUGCCAGUCCCCUUGGCUGCCUGGACACCUCAGCAGCCAGGCACAGGAUUGCCAUCAACCCGCGGAAACAGAAGGGCUUUACCAACAAGCACCAGCUGCCCCUCCAGGUGGAGCAGCUGGAAAAUGAAACAUGUCUUUCUGCAACUCCAGAAAGGAAGGGAAAUUCAACAGAAUUACUUGAGAGUGACAAACAUAAAAGCAAUUGGGAAGGAUUACCAGCCCGGGUGGGACACUGUGCAAAGAGAGGUGGUUUUAAGGAGACACCAGGUGUAAAAACUCCCACUGAAGCUGCCCCUGACUCUUGUGGUUCCACACCUGUGGUAGAAGACCCCUGUGCUUUGCUGCAAGAGGAUGGGUGCCUUCCUGCUGUGGGCCAUCACUACAAAGGAGCCACACUUCUCCUGAGGCCUGAGCCUUCUCCAGUGAACCUGGAAAAACACUGCAGUGCAAGAGUGUUGUACUCUGCAGAUGGGUCUGCUAAUGAAUCAAAAGCACCUCCUCAAAGUACCAGCGCUGAAGUAGCUGCACUUCCAGAAUUGCAGCAACUUGAAGGAGAAGCUGUUGAGUCUCCAGACAUGCCAGCAGCUGACUUGUUUAGCAGUGGUGUGGAAACAUCUGGCAUGGAUAUAUUGCCAGAUGUUGCACCAAGUUCCUCAGUAAAUUCUGUGGAUCUAAACGUUAAAGCCCAGGAGAAGGGGGAUCCACUGUUUAGUGGCAAAGAAGAACUCUGCUUUGGUACUGCUGGGAAUCAUUCCAGCCAUGCAGUCUCAGAUACUGCACUGGCUACUCCACAAGUUGCAGUAGCUGACACAGAGUCUUGUUCUGACAUCAAGACAGUGGCUGAUUUGAGGUCUGAAAAGAGUUCAGUAGCAAAAAAUGACAAAGAAACUUGUGAAAUUAUGGAAUUUCAGUUAUCCAAGGACAGUGUAGAAAAAAAAAUAGACUCUGCUGCAUCUGUCCCAGAAGCAGUUUGUGUGGUACCUUGCAGUAAAUUGGAAGUAUGUUUUAAAGCAGAAAUAGUUCCCGUUUCAAAGGGCAACCAAGGCAGUCAACAGGCCAACACAUCAUGCAUUUCUGAAAAACUUUCCAUUGGGUGUCUUGCUUCUUCAAGUUUGGCUGGCUUGAAGAGUAAUAUAUCUUCUGAUGCUGACAGUAAGGAGUACCAGGUAAGCAGUACAGCUUCUCACAGAAAAACAACAGAAGGCAGUCAGUCAUCAGAUGAAAAUGUAAAAAGCCCACUGAAGACUGCUUCUGCUAAACCAGUCAGAUUUACCAUUGCACCAGCAUGGCAAAGAUCUCUCUCAGGUGGUUCAAAUUCAAAGGAAGAUUCCUACUUCAGAAGUUCUCCAACAUCCCCUAUAAGACCAGAGUUCUUUGAAGGAGUGACAAAAGAACACACACGUUUUGAUGCAGUUAUGCAGGAAUCAGCAAAAACCAACUCAGAUAGAUUAGAUCGAGAUUGUAAGGACAGAGAUCUGCACUUGAAUUCUUUUAUGGAGUGGGCUGACCAUGAAACACAAAACUUUGAGAGCCCAUUUGGGGUCAGACUGAGAAGAACAUCAUCUUUACUAAAAUACCAGAACGACAGCCGUGUAGAGCCUCCAAAGCUGAUCCCCUCAGCUGCUCCAGUUGCUUCUUCUGCCUCAGUCAAGGAGGAUCAGAAAUUGAUGGGCACUGGGAAGCCACCUCCAAACCUUCCUGUCAACACAAAAUCAGUUGUCAAAAAAACAGGUUUCCUAGAAGACAAAAAUCCUGCCAAGGCAAGAUCAGAAGAAGUGGCAAAGAAGCAAAAUGGUUGUAAACCUUCAGAAAAAGUCUCUCCAUGUUUGGAACCUGCUUCCUCUGAACCAGCUUGGGUCUCCAUGGCAAAGCUGAAACAAAAGGGUUUCCAGGACCAUCCUCUUGCCAAAGAACAUAAAGAUGAAGACAAAGCUUUGACCAAAGUGGAUCCAGGGGAGCCAGGGAUCUGUGCUGGUGAGAACACUCUGAAGAAGAACAUGCCUUCCAGCUCUCAGGACAAGAAAUCACAAACAAAGACCGGUGUGUCUGCAGCAGCAGGUAAAGUUGGACCAAUUUCUCAGGAAGCGUCUGUGGUUCCUGCUGUUGAAAAGGAAGCGAGGCACUCCUCUAACCUGCCAAUGACACCCUGCAGUCCUGCUGAACCACCCUGGCUGUCCCUGGCCAAGAAGAAAGCCAAAGCAUGGAGUGAAAUGCCCCAGAUUGUACAAUAGCAAAUGACAAGACCAUCCUUCUCUGCAUUGCCAAUAGCUGUGUUAACUCCACUUAAUCCCUUCUUUACUACGACCAUUCUUUUUCUUUUGAGAAAUAAGAGCCUUAAAACUUUUGAUCAGACUGUUGUAUAUAAAGACAUAACGAAGAAAUGCCAUUGUGGGCUUCAUCUGAUGUAUUAGGAAGCUGAGCAUUUCCUACUACCAGACACUAGGAACAUUUGAUUCAUUUUUAUGUGCUUACACAUCUGAUGGUGAUGUUCAGAAAAGACAUGCUUCAGGCUUUUGAAACAUUUCUCUAGCAAAAUAUGUUUUUAAAGUUUCUUUUAAAGAAACUUGUUCUUUUAAAAAGACUGUACAGUGUUUUGUAGGGUUUGGCUUUGAGCUAAGAAAUUAACGUGUGCUUUAAAAUAUUCCCAAUGCUGGGCACUGACGCACCGUGAGUCAUGGACACUGAUGUCAUCACACUCCUUUCUCUAGGGCUCUGUGCUGGGCAGCCUGACUCUGCUUCAAAUUGUUAAUGAUCUGUUUUGUGAUAGCUGUAGAUCUAAACACAUCUGAGCUGGAGUGAUUCUGGCUUUUGUGGGAAGUCUCAGUGCUGUUGGUCUUGUGCUUUGCUCACAGAUACCUGCUGGAAUGGCCCCGAGCUGCACACCCAUUCUCUCCCAUGCACUGGAAAACCACCACACUGCAGCAUGUGUCUGCUUUUAGUCAUACCUUUAGAAAUCUGGGUAAAUUAAACAUUCUACUAAAAAUGUCCUUCCUUUCUUUAGUUAUGGCAAAUAGUGAUUUUUUGGUGAGAUUCCUCAGCCAAUUGUCUCUCUUAAAAGAGUGUGUUGGGGGGAGAGCUUGUUCCUUAGAAAGUGGCAUCUUCUUUUCAAGAAAUGCCACCCUCCAUGUUCAUAAAGAUGUGUAUUUAGUCAGUUGUAUGUGAUCUUAGUCAUAAAAGGGCCAUCUGCUUUCCUUCUUGUCUCACCCCAUUAACUCAACAUCAGUCUGAGAAUGUGCAGCUGGAGCAGGGUUGUUCUCUCAGGGCCUGGCCUUGCAGUCACUCAAACUCACAAAAGUUUUGCUAUUGACUAUGAAGGAUGCAGACAUUUGAAAAAUAAGCUUUGUGAAAUGGUGUUGGUGGCUUAAGAGACAGUGGCACUUACUGGUGCUUCCAGUUCUUGCAGAAUUGCACGUUCAUGUAGUUUUUGUUUACAGUCAGUGCAAAAUUUGAAGGCUGAUUGACUGGUUUUAGCUGGAAAGUUGGUCAGAAUUUUUAAAGGAAAAUAUUAUCUAUUGGUAGGAUUAACUGCAAACCAAAGAAAAUUGGUUUCAGAUUGCUCAAGCAAGACUUUAAUCUUCCAGUUUUGGCCUGAAUUUAAUAUGUAGUUUUUGCAAUUUGAAAACAGUAUUAACUAGGAGGUAGACUGUGAUUUUUUUUUUUUUUAAUAAAGGUGAAAAGUUACUUGCCCUGGAAGGCUCAGAAUCUAUAGAUACUAUUUAUUCUGGACUAACACCAGAAAGAAUAGGAGUUUCACUUGAUAAGGAAACAAGGAGUGGCUUGGUAAUUGAUGCCUAUUUUGUAACUUCUUUUUCUCUGCUUUAAGAAGCAUAUAUUUCCUUACAAAAAACUGAAGCUUUUGUAUUGCUCUUAAACUUUUGAGUGCAAUGUAAAAGAAUUUACUCGGCUUUGAUUCCUGGAGUUUUGUACAGUUGUCAUCCCACCACAAGCUUACUGACCCUGUGUAAAAUACAGGCCUUUCUAUAUUUAGCCAACUCUCUUCUCAUUCUGUUAAUGUGGAUUGUGAUUCUUCACCCAAAGCACUGCAAUGGAUACUAUAAUCUCUCUUUCCUUUUGAUCUUAAUACUGCUCCUGUCUUUUAUGUUUGGUAUGUAUAUAUGUUUUUGUAAUCCUUCUCUUGAAGGAACCCCUUUUGCAUUCCAUCCCCCUCUUUGGUUUACUAUUAAAUGCUGUUGCCAGUGAUGAUGAUAUCAUUUCUGGGAAGAGGGAUGGAUGACCCUCGUUCAUUCAGGAAGAAAUAAAAAGAGGUCUUUGGUCAGUAUUGAUUCUGUA